Drosophila subpulchrella is the source of this 2331-nucleotide messenger RNA. RefSeq names its product protein AAR2 homolog. Gene Ontology annotation, biological process: spliceosomal tri-snRNP complex assembly. The coding region runs from base 98 to 1237 and encodes 379 amino acids. The record is from RefSeq and is a predicted model, not a curated record. The transcript has 2 exons. NCBI's taxonomy places the organism in Eukaryota, Metazoa, Arthropoda, Insecta, Diptera, Drosophilidae.
UUAUCGAUAACUUGUCAAAUCCGGCAACCAUCUGAAAGAGCCGCGCUUGCAAUUGUUUCCUUUUUACCUAAUAACUUCAAAUAAACACAUUUUUAAGAUGAACAAGGACAACUCCAGCAUGCAGAUGGAUCCCCAGUUGGCCCUUCGCCUGCUGGCCGACGGCGGGGUCCUGGUCAUCGCCGGUGUGCCCGAGGGCACGGAAUUCGGCAUAGACCUAUGCGCAUACACCAUUGGACCCGAUUUCCGUGGCGUCAAGAUGAUUCCUCCUGGUGCCCACUACGUGUGGUGCUCCUCUCGUGGUCCCUACGGCGAUGCAGCUCCACGCGUUGGCUUCGUGCACUUCUUCCAUCCCAACGAAAUUGUGGUACGCGAAUGGGAUCACGAGCUGGAGGAACUGCGUCCACGACGGAUUGCCGAACCGGAGGUGGAGCGCGACCGAAUCCGCAAGAACCUGGCUCAACUGGAGCGAAUGCUGGCGCCCUACGACUACCGCUACGUAGUCCAAUGGAAGGAGCUUACCGGCAGCGUGACAGAGCAAUGUGUGGAUCGCUGUCGUCCGACCGAGGGAACCAUACGUACGAACAUCGAACUGCAAUCCUGCCCGGAUGCGGAGCGUCCCAGGGGAGCAGCGGGAUCGACCAGCAUCGGCCGGAGGAAUGCUGCCGCCCGGCUUCUGUUGGAUGAGAGCGAACUUCUGCCAGACCUAAAACCCGUGGAGGGAACUGCACCACGCUUUAGUAACGUACCCCAGCGUGUUCCUCAGGAUGCCCCGCCCGCAGAUGUCUCCCGACAUGCCAUGGACUGCAUAGAAGCUGUAGACAAGUUGUUCGAAGGCUUCGACACCGCCGACGGACUCAUUGAGGAACUGCAACUGGCCUACGUUUUCUUCCUAGUGGGAUACUCCGUAGAGUCCCUGGCGCACUGGCGUAAGCUUCUGGGCUUGCUGGCUCACUCGGAAUCAGCAGUGACCAAACACAAAUUGGCGUACAUGAAGUAUAGCGAGGUACUGGCCCAUCAGCUGCCUCAUUUGCCCGAGGAGCUCAUGGUGCCCAGUCCGCACAAUACGGUGUACAAAGAUGUACGCGAACUGUUGGUCAAUUUGCAUGCAGGCGGCUUAAGUGUUAGUGCCGAGCGGCUGAGCAAGCGACUGGAGAAAAAGCUGGGAUGGGUGUUUGAAGGCCUGCUGGACGAGGACCCUGAGGAUCAGCCCGUGGUUAUUGAACUUCCGGAGCCCUAAGGGAACAGCACUACGCAUGAAAUCGCAACGAGUGCUGGGUGCGCAAAUAGUUCCACAGAUCCCGGGCCGUGCGGAUGCUGACCAUGAAUUGGCACAACUUGGUCUCGAUCAAGCAGAGGAUCAAGAACUUGGCUCGCUUGUCCUUCAGCAGGGACUGCAACGUAAUGCGGCAUGGGGAGGGGUUUGAUGUACGCUUAUGUGGAGCCACCACUCACCUCCUCGUUAUUCUCGGGACCAUUCUCAACCACCGACCAGAGUUCCUCGGACUCCAGAUACGCCCGCACCGUCAUCGACCAGGCCUUGUAGUUGUCCAGGCCUUUGAGCUUCUCGAUUUGCAGCUGCAGUGCCAUCUCCGAGACUCGAGCUACGUUUUGCAACUAAACCGCAGUUCUGCCCUUUGCUGUUUCCCUACCUUUAGCAUUGCCUCUUUCAGUUGCUGCCCAGAUUUUCAAAUAUAGAUAUCUAAGCAUUUGUAUAUGUAUAUGGCUUUUCCAUUGUGCGCAUCAGCAUGCAGAAAACAAUAGCCACUAGACCCACUUUUUCGUGUUGCUUCUGGCCCAACGAAAGUGCUGGCCAAAUGACAUUGAGCUUAAGUGGACACUUCUGAUUUGACGCAGCAGCGUUGUAGUUUUCUUGUCUGCCUGUAUUUUGUGCCUUAGCAUAGACUACGGAUUUGGUUUGGCAUAUAUAGUGCGCUUUUCGAGCUUACAUCCUUUGGUACAACAUUUAAUUAUCUGAAAAAGUGUCUUCUUCCUAAUUAUUAGUCGGAAGAUACCGAAAAAGUGAUAGGGAGUGUUAACAUGAUUUAUUAUCAAGCUAUUCCUAACUAAUCCUAAUAAUAAUAAAAAAUCUCUGCAAAAUACUGAUAUCAAGAGAUGAAAUCCCUGUUAAAUAAAAAUAUAUAUUUUUUCAUUAUUAUUGAUAGGCGUCACUCGACAGAAUAGUCAACUAUUUAUUGAAGACAUUUGUCUGGUCCGACAAAGCAAAAUUUCCGCUCUAUUGUAUUGAACAUCUCGCUGAUUGGCUCUGCCCAUUUCGUAACCCCAUAAACACACGAGCCCGAAACUCAAUUAACAAUAAAUUGUGAUGCCCAA